AAGAAUUUCAUGUUUAUAUGAUAUUUGAAAAAUUGUUUUUCUCCGAUCAAAUUAUAUUUGAUUGCCGAAAAUUGCCGAAGCUAUCUUCGGCUCAUUCGGGUACCCACAUAGAAAAUGGAGUUUGAGCAAAGCAAGCGAAGCAGCUAUUCGCCAUCGUUGAUGGGCGCUCAACGACAGUUCGGAGCUGGGUGCAUCACAUAUCUUGUGACAAACGUGGAUUUUUGUGCUUAAUACGAACAAAAAGUACGUCGAAGUGAAACUAAAGCAGUGUGCAAAAGGUUUGAAGGUUUCCAAAAAUGUCAUCUGCACAAGUUGAUCGGACUACUAAAGUAAGUCAAAUUACUAAAAAGGAAAAUGAUAAAUCAAGAAAAACAUUUAACUCUUCUCAUAAAAAGCAUAAACAUGAGGAUAGUCGUCAUUUUAAAUUUGGUAGAAAACGUCUACAAAGUUUUACUAGCAAUGGUAAAUUUUUUCCACCAUACAAACGUAGAAAGAAGGAAGGUGCAAUUAUUCCACCCACAAAAUUUCUGCUUGGUGGUAACAUAUGUGAUCCUUUAAAUUUAAAUAGCAUGCAAGAUGAGGAAAUAAAUAGAGCUAUGAAUGCUGUCACACCUAAGUCUAGCCCAUUACCAACACCUAAGCAUAAAAAAGAAGUUAUUGAAGUCAUAAUUCCACCAAAUAUCUGUGAUCCUUUGAACUUAAGCAAUUGCAAUGACAAUGAUGAAUAUGAGAAACAACUUAUAUCACCGACAAAAAAGGGCUCUAAACGACGAAAUAGAAAGAAAAAACGAGCAUCUUCUGGUUCUGGGAAUGAUGCAAGCGAUUCUAUUGAAACUAAAAUUAAAGACUGUGAUGGUAUUGAUGUUGCAGAACCUAUGGAACAUAGUGUUUCAGAAAAUGUUGAAACAGAACAGCAACAACCACCAUUGAAUUCACCACCAAUCAAUACAUCCAGUCAAGUUAAAGAGUCAAAACCAGAAAGUCCACAAAAAGACAAGAAUAAAUUACGUUUAAAAGGUUUAGAGGAACCUAAAGAUAAAAGAUUAAGAAAAUUGGAUGUCAAAGAUAAAAUUGUCAGUCCUGUAAUUCCUCAACCCGGAGCAUGGAAGCCUAGACCACAACAUAGACCGAGUCAAGACAAGAAAAAGAAACAAACAAUGCCCAAAUUCAGGGAGAAAGAUGCACGUUAUCAAUAUGGAAAUUAUAAUAGGUAUUAUGGAUAUCGCAAUUCUCAUAACGAAAUGGACACAAGACUGACAGUAUUUGCACAGCGAAAACAUUUAUUUGUUGGGAAAGAUGUAUUAGACAUUGGUUGCAAUAUUGGCCACAUUACCCUUUCUGUUGCAAGAGAUUUCUCUGCUCGCAGUGUAACUGGUAUUGACAUUGAUAGAACACUUAUCAAUAUAGCUCGAAAAAAUAUCAAACAUUAUGUCAAUUGUGUACAGUCUCCUGCUGGUAAUGAAGACAGUGAUCAUCAGGAUGUAAACUUCUUCCCAAUAUCUAUGCCAAUCAAUUAUGGCCCAGUAGAUAUUCCAGGUUUCACAAAAGAUAAAAGUCAUAAAGGUUUCCCUUACAAUGUUAAUUUUGUACAGGGUAAUUACGUGCUCGAGGAUGAUUCCUUGUUAUGUACAGAACAACCACAAUUUGAUGCGAUUCUUUGUUUAUCGAUAACUAAAUGGAUACAUUUGAAUUUCGGAGAUGCAGGUUUAAAACAAGCUUUCAAACGUAUGUAUGCACAAUUACGCCCGAGUGGAGUAUUAAUAUUAGAACCUCAAGGUUGGAGCAGUUAUAGUAAGAAAAAAAAUCUCACAGAACGGAUAUACAAGAAUUAUCAAAGCAUUGAGUUUCGACCACAUAAUUUCACGCAGUAUCUACUAUCUUCUGAAGUGGGUUUUUCUAAAUGCGAGGUAUUAUCGAUUCCUCCCCAUCCGGCAAAAGGAUUCCAACGGCCGAUCCAUUUGUUCACCAAAGCAGAUUUAUCGCAAGAUGAUUUAAGGAAAAACAUGUUGAAUAGACAAGAGCGAAGGAAUGAAGAGAGAAGGAAAUUGAAGGAAUAUGAAAGAAAAUUGUUCAAAAAGGAAGACGCUAAAGAGGGAAAUAUGUCAGAGAUCAGUCAACAAAGCAACGAAUCCAUGAGCCAAUAUGAUCAGUUAGAGAAUGUUUAUGCCCCUAGUGCAACUCCGUGCUACGAUACACUUGGUCACAAUAAUGAUAAUCAACCACCAGACGCUUCGAAAAUGUGUUACGUGGAUGUAAAUAUAGAAAACGAUAAGAUAGAAACGGAAAGUCAAAUCGAGUCGAAUGUAACGAGCACAUCCGAGAACGUACAACUGAAUAAUAAAUCGACGAUUGAAAAUCAAAGAAAGCGAAAUAUAGAAACGCUAGAAGAUGUUAAUAAUACACCUAUAGAUACAAAGAAAUCGAAAAAUGUUGAUGGAACGAUCAGAUCUGUCACGAGCGAAAUUGAAAGGAUAACAGAGGUUAAGGAAGAAGACACGUCGAAAGCGUCAAUUUCCAUAAGCAGAUCGGGGAAGGAGCAAAGAAGGAAUGAAUCAAAUAUCGAAUCGACGACGAUUGAAAAGCAUCAUUCGAGCAUCAAUCGUCUGAAUGAAAGAAGCAACGAGGAAGAGAGUAGAAAGGAUUCGAAGAUCAAGGAAUGGAAAGAAUUGGGAAAUGGAUUGAGGAGUCCUUGCUCAAAGAAGCAAACGGAAAGGCAACAUUGUGAAUUGAUCUCGGAUAACACGAUACCUGGUGAGAGUUUCAGUGUAAUGUAAUUUGUAUUAGCGCGUCUGAAAUUAAUCUUGAAUAUAAGAGACUCUAUUGCUAUUACCAGGUGUUAUAUGUGACACAACGUGUGAUGCUCCAUUAGAGAAUGAGACUCGAGAAGGAAUAAUAAUAAUAAUAAUAGUAAUAAUAAUAAUAAUAAUAAUAGUAAUAAUAAUAGUAAUAAUGAUGAUAAUAAUGAUAAUAAAUAUUAAUAAUAAUAAUAAUAAUAAUAAUGAUAAUAACAAAAAAGAAAGCAGAAAAGAAUAAAGAUCUAAAAGUAAGCACUGUACAUGAUAGAAAUUGUAUCGCUUAACACAUACGUACGAAUGUGAUAGCGAAAUAAGAAUGCGUCUAUAUCUGGCUGUGCCUGAGAAACAGUAGUGUAUUAAACGAAAUAC
Apis dorsata (giant honeybee) is the source of this 3164-nucleotide messenger RNA. Its product is annotated as 7SK snRNA methylphosphate capping enzyme-like. Bases 297 to 2774 code for a protein of 825 amino acids. The record is from RefSeq and is a predicted model, not a curated record. Lineage: Eukaryota; Metazoa; Arthropoda; Insecta; Hymenoptera; Apidae. Gene Ontology annotation, biological process: snRNA modification. The transcript has 5 exons. Gene Ontology annotation, molecular function: RNA methyltransferase activity; O-methyltransferase activity; snRNA binding.